This is a messenger RNA of Scophthalmus maximus (turbot), 6518 nucleotides long. RefSeq names its product zinc finger protein 654. The coding region runs from base 38 to 4291 and encodes 1417 amino acids. Lineage: Eukaryota; Metazoa; Chordata; Actinopteri; Pleuronectiformes; Scophthalmidae. The transcript has 12 exons. Gene Ontology annotation, molecular function: DNA-binding transcription factor activity, RNA polymerase II-specific; DNA binding. The record is from RefSeq and is a predicted model, not a curated record. Gene Ontology annotation, biological process: regulation of transcription by RNA polymerase II. Gene Ontology annotation, cellular component: nucleus.
UGGCAACACCGACUAUGCGCUGGAUACAGCAGCAAGUAUGGCGGACAGCGAGAGCGAUUUGGAGACAGACGGGCUCGAGUCAGCCCUGGAUACGUUGUGUCACAGACAUUGCGGCGGCGAGUCGUCUCCGAAGAGCAAAGACUACUGCUCUGAGUUCUGUGAGCUGGUUGCGGACUACACAGGGCAAUGGCAAGUUCCUCUCCCCCAGCUGAAAGUGCUGAGGACGGCACUCUGCAGUUUCACCAAAGCCACUGCUGCCUUCCCUGAUGACUGUCAGCACAUCCACUAUGUUCUCAGUAGUCUGGCCUUGAGCUUCUUUGAACUGAUGCUAUUUUUCAGCAAAGAAGAAUUUGUGGAAGACCCUUUAAAAGACAUCCUUGAUUCCUUUCAGGAGUGUCACACUCAGCUGCUGAGGCACAGGAAUGGCUACUUUCAGCAAGUGAAGCAGAUCAUCAAAGCAGGAGGCCCAUGGGAGAAUCAAGUGCUGCAAAGAAUCCUGAAGGAGGCAGACCUGCCACCAAAAGAGGUAGAGGAAUACCUGAGCUCAGAGUUGCCAAUAUUCUUGGAGCUGCGAGUUCGUUAUCUGCAGGCCUGUGAACGGAUAAAGGAGGGUAUAGCCCUGGCUAAGAGCUGCCUGGAAAACCGUGAGGCUGGAAAGCACCUUUACUUCCAUCAGGCCUACCUUACCUGCCUCCACAAGGCCUCACUGCACGAACAUCUUCAAAAGGAGAUGAAAGAGAUAAAUGGCCGUGAUGCAGUGGAGAUCAUCUGCAACACAGAGAGUGUUGAAAAAGAUGAGCUCCUGUUGUCGUUGUGUAAAGCUUUCCUUACGCAGCAUCUACUCAAUGGAGACAUGUAUUAUAUCUGGGACCUAGUGUUCAUCUGGAGUCGGUUGCAUCUUAGGGCCCAUCCCUCCAGACAAGGCUUCCUGGCUGAAUGCUUAAAGUUGGCUUCCUCUGCUACCAAUGUCAGAGCCAUCUUCCCCUUCAUCAAACUGGUCACCACAGAGGUGGGGGGUGAAGGUAUCCAGGUCUGUGUGGAGCUUUGUGCCAGGGCCUUGCAGCUGUGUGACAUGAAGGCGGACUCUGUAACCCAGUCAUUGGUCUGCAAGACCAUCGCCUUCCUUCUCCCUCAUGACCUGGAAAUCUGUAGAGCGUGUGCUCUGCUGGUCUUCUGUCAAGAACGCAGCGUGGAGGCUUACAGGACCGUCUGCCUGCUUUAUAUGCAUCCCGACCAGGAGCCGCAUCCCCACAACAGUCCCGUCCGGACCAAUGUCCGCUUCCAUAUUCUGCAGAUGCUGAAGGAGCGCCUGUGCUUCGAUCCUGAGUUCUGGAACCUCCUGACACUCAGGACCCAUUGCUUGGAGUUGAUAAGUGACAAGGUCAUGAAGGCUGCUGUUCUAAAUGAGAUGAAGGAAGAAGAAAAUGAAUUCAGUGAAGAGCUGUCAACAAAUUGCUCAAAUGACUCAAAUGAAUCAAGUACACAAGGUCUCAGUUUGCUCCAGUGCACUGAAGAUACAUGUGUGAACCAAGAUCAUCCAAAAGAGCAGGUUAAAGAAGUGCAGGCAGAAAAGAGUGUGUCUCCAACAGACAAUGCUCCCCUGAAGAAGAGAAAAUGGAGGAGAAGGCUGCGGAAGAGAAAACAUUCUGUGUCUGAUGACGAGGCUGAUCCUGGUGAUGAUCCAGAGAUCAAAUACAAUCUCAAAUCCACUGCUUUGGGCAAUAAGCCCAUAUAUUCUCUAAGACGCAAUCACACUGACAAGGAAAAUUCUGUUUCUGCAAAGUUCCCUCUGAACCGCAAGAGAGAGUAUCUGUCUCGAUGUGUGAAGAGCCAAAUUUUGAAAAGGAAAGGUCGGAAGAAGAGAUGGCUGCAGGGUCUUCCAAGGCUGGAGCCAGUACAGCCAGUUACAGAGAAGAAGGUCAAAUAUAAAGGGAAGAAGCGGGGAAGGAAGCCUUUACUGAAACUGGAAGUCUCUUACCCUGAUAAUGAAAUGGUCCUUACUGAAGACGAAAGUGGUUUUGAGGAGAAAAUGGUCACAGAACACACAGAGUUUGAGAUGCCUCAUCUGGAGAAUGAACUUGAACAAGUGAGUGAAGACAGAGAGAAUCAACUCGAACAAAUGCAUGAACUUGAAAAGGAAGAUGGACUUGGGGAAGAUACUGACUUGGUCUGUGUUAGCAGUCUCAGUGAACAAACCCACGACGACUCUUCGGCACAGCUUGAGACUCAAGUCUCCUUUCCUGCUAUCGAAGCUGAUCCUGAGCUUGAUGGACCAACCUUAGAGUUAAUGGAUUGUCCAGUAGAACUGCUGCACAGCUAUUCCCUUAAAUCCAGAAAGCCAGAAGGUGAGAAAGUGCAGCCUCAAGAACCCUCAGCACCAGAAGAGCUGAAUGGUGAUGCAGAGCAGGAGCCCCAACCCCCAGUGGAAACAAAAGUCUCAAAUACUGAGGUGAAAUCCAAAAAAACAUGGAAGGACAGAGUUCUCCGUACUCAACAAUAUGCCCAUUUGUCACACCACUGCAACAUCUGCCGCAAAGACUAUAAAGGCUUGAAUAUUAUGAGGCACGCUCUCUCCCACCUCAAGAGUCGGAAACUAAGAUGUAUACUCUGUGGAAAACGCUUUAAACAGCUUUCUUUUGCCAAAAAGCAUGUUCUGGACCACUUUGAUGAAAUGUGCAAGCAAAAACCUCCUGAUAAGGACCCAUGCACCGAGGACAAGCCAGCUACGAAUGGAGUAGGAGAUGGUGUGGAAAAUCCAAACCAGCCUCUUAGUGAAAAUCGGACUACCAUUUUAGAUGAGGAAACUCCACAACGGAAACCUGGAGGCAAAGCUAAAGUGUCCAGCCUCAGGAGGGAAGAUAGAAUCAUCCGAAACCUACGCACGCUCAUCAAGAAGACGUCUGUGCUUCACAAAAAGUGCAAGAACCCUGAUGCAAAUAUUUUCAAGCAGGUAGAAUUCAAGGAUGAGCAGGUGGUCAUUGAAAAUGGUCUAGUGAUUGUAAAAGAUCCAUCUGUGAUUGAAAGGCAUGGGGAAGGAGAGGGGGAGGAGAGCCCAGUAGGAGAAAAUGGCUUUGGUGUGGACAUCACGUAUCACUUGUGCCCGUCAGAGUCCUGCGACCGAGUAUUCUUGAAGGUCAGCACCACGCUGACAAAGCACGCUAUCAAAUGCCAUAUCAACGAAGAGAAGGUGCUGGAGAAGACUUUUAUAUGGGCCAAGCACAAGUGUUCCCUCUGCUUCAGGCAGUUACAGUUUCUCCAGAAUUAUAAGGACCACAUGAAGCUCCAUAAUAAUCCGCUGCAACACUUCUGCUACCAUCUAGAUUGUAACCACCGGUUCUUGACACAGCAAGAACUGAAGGACCAUGUUGUCACCCACCAGCCCUUCAGACCCCAGUGUCCCUUCACCGACUGUGAGAAGCUUUUCUCAAGCCUCCAGGGCCUGUACGACCACGAAUGGAGACACUACAUCCCAGCGCCUCAGAAAGAGGAGCAAGAAUCGGGAGCUGGCAGACAGAUAAAGCAAAAUGCUGAAGCUCCGUGGAAGCAGAGAGUGAAGGUGGAAGAGUUAUGGCUGCAGAGUAAAAAGGCGCAGAGGGACAGUCCCACCCCUGAUUGCGUGGAGGCCUCGGAUCUUGAGGAAAUGAGCAAAAAGAAUGAGCGGGAUGGUGAAGGAAAUGUUCCAAACAGUGGUGAAGACCUGUCAAAAUCAGAUGAUUGUUCAGAGAAAAGUCAGGAGCCCACAGAUGACAGCAACUCCACCAUUAAUGGAUAUGAGGACAGAUCGACCUCCACUUCCCAUGCAGGUACUGCUGCAGCCACUUCAACUCGGAGGUGUCAAAAGAAACCUUCAGUCAAGGACCCUUUGAAUGUCCGAGACAUUGAGGAUUCAUCUACUUUGGCUGAGGGAGUCCAGCAGAGGCUGGGAGAGCCGCACAUCACCGAGCACAAAACCUUCAGACCCGAAGAUCCCUCCUACGCAACAUUUGUCAAAGCCCCCUUCAUUCGACCGCCGCCCUCCACUUACCUGGACGAGUCUCUGCUCUCCAUGCGCAAGAGAAGGACCACCGAGGAAGCUGCUCUGAGGAAAAACGUUUACUGGUGCAAUAAGAAAAAGAAAGAACUCGAGCAGGAGACGGAGCAGCCGGUGGAAAACGUGGUCCCUGAGCAGAAGGUCAGACAGCGCUGUGACAAAUGUUUGUCCUCCUUCAGCAGCCUAGAAGAACUGAAGAAACACCAAGCUCUUAACACCUGCUCUGCACUAUUUGGCUUCGAUUCGGAUGAUGACAGUUAAUAGUGCACGAGGAGCCGUAGCUGGAAUGACCAUGAUGCUCCGUCACCAAACAUUGAACAAACACACUGGAACCCUUUCUUACUACGCAGACACAGUACUAAGCAAUUCCUGGACACCAAGUGUGUUAGUAAAGGCAGGAUAUGUGCCAAAAUGGUUAAUUGGAGGAUUUUAUUAAUUGAUAAAUCUUCUGAAGCAAUAAUUUUAAAGUAGUUUUGAACAUUGCUAUUCUUCUAAACAUCACUAUUGUGCAAGCUGUAAACAACUUUCAAAGGAGACAUAUUAUUCUUUUCAGUUUUCCCCCAUUCCUCUAGUGUUAUGUAGGUUCUUUGUGUAUGUACAAGAUCUGCGGUAAAGGGAGCUCAUCGCCCCGACAAGUUCCUGAAACGCCCCGUCAGUAGUCGGUGAUAUCACAAUGUUACGCUAAGUGCCUGGCGGCUAGUCUCGACUCCCCCAAACAAGUCCAGGUAAAGUGAGAGUGGAGGCUGAUGGGCCUGCUGGCCAAUCAGAGCAGACAUUGGGAGGGGGGCCUUAAAGAGAGCAGAGCAAAAACCAGGUGUUUCAGACAGAGGCUGGACGGAGGAACUGCAGGAAUGGACAGUAUGUUUACUGAACAUUAGAGGAAGUGAUUACCAAAAAUUAAAAUUAUGAACCUGAAUAUGAGCAUUACAUGUCUCCUAUCUAAAAGAAACUCUGAAAAAUGCCUGGGAACUGAGAGAUUAAAUAAGCCAUUACAUAACUUCACACAAACCAGUAUUUCUUUCGUAGACCACAGAUUGAGUGUUUUCUGGCGUCAACAUCCUGUGGUGACGUUAUUGUACCACAUGAUAUAAAAAGUGUUAAAUUCAAAACGACGUUCAUGAACCUGCCUGGUAAAGGAUGUUGCUUAUCAACCACACUUGCACCAAACUUCAGCAGUGAAGAAAUCCCCCACAAUGGUUCACUUUGGCAAACUACUUCUCCUGAAAACUUGGGUGGUGCUACAAAAAUGACCCCGUUACUUGUGGUUGUCUUUGCGUUCACCCUGUUGACACUGGCUCAUGUCCAUUUGUGUCAUAUGCUGACCCCUUUAACAGAUUGCUGAUUUGAACCUGAAAGAUUGUCAUCUUUUAAUCAUAUAUCUUUUAAUCUGGGUUUCUUGAAAACUAACUGAUCUUUUUUGGAUCUGUUUGUCUUUAAGGGAUGUCAGUUAGUUUUAAACUAACUGAUCACUGUUGGAACAGUAACUUUUAUUUAUUUAUUUAUUGUUUUGCAUUGCAAGAUUUUAGAACAAAUCAUUGUUCCCACCAAACCAUUUUUUUAAGGAUCUAGCUUUGAGGCGAAUUGUCUCGUGCUUUGUUUAUAAAAAUGUAUCGGCAGAGGCUGUCUGAUCAUACUCAUACUUAUUCCUAUGCUAUUAUGAUUUGUCCUCACAGUAUGGGUUUUAAAUGCAGUACAUCAUGACCAGUGUUUUCAACUUUAAGGAAUAUUUUGAAAAAUCAUGGUAAUUGACAGUUGAGCAGCACAGAGCGUGUGUUUAGAAUAUACAGUCUUCCAGAUGAAACAUGUACCAAUCUUUGGUCUUUGUAGACCGGGUGUAUCAAACAUGUGAAAUGAAAAUAACAAUGGACAUGUGGUGGUUGUGUUCUCUCCCCACCACUCUAAACUAAUUAAUUUUGAUUCUGAAUAAAUCCUUCAAAGCUUUGACAACAUAACACAACUUUGUUGUUUUCAGCUUAAUGUGUGGGCUGCUGUUUUUUGCAGUUAAGCCCAAUAGUGUUUGCCUUUUUUUAACUAGUCCUCUGGCCUGACAUCACGAAUCAGUUGACUCACUGAGGCCGUGAUCAAAAUGUCUGAAACCGGGUAAAUCUGCCUUCGUACCGUCACAGAUUCUCUGUUCAGCGAACAAGUUACUCUGUUUCAUUAGUGCCAAGAGGGUGUUAGACUGUAGAUAAACAUGGGGACAGUGACACAACACCGGUUUACUUUCAGUGUUUCACCUUGUAACUCUCGGUGAUCAUAUAUUUCAUUGUGAAGAAUAUGUUAAAUUGGUCCUGUUAUGUAUAUACUUUUGAGAUUAUUACUGUUUGAUAACUUUUUAAUGUAAUGUUUAUAUGGGACUGCACUUAAACCUGCUUAUUUAUAUGUACAAAUUUAACAGAUUGGAUUUGGAAAGGUAAUGAUUCCUCAUUUAUUUUUCUUAAAGAAAAGGUGAUGAAAAUUUGUUUGAAUAAACAAAUGGCAAAUCUAA